Messenger RNA from Rhododendron vialii, 1499 nucleotides. Its product is annotated as dof zinc finger protein DOF2.4-like. The transcript has 2 exons. NCBI's taxonomy places the organism in Eukaryota, Viridiplantae, Streptophyta, Magnoliopsida, Ericales, Ericaceae. The record is from RefSeq and is a predicted model, not a curated record. Gene Ontology annotation, molecular function: DNA binding; DNA-binding transcription factor activity. The coding region runs from base 250 to 1110 and encodes 286 amino acids. Gene Ontology annotation, biological process: regulation of DNA-templated transcription.
AAACUUCGUCCACUCAAAACCCUAAAAACAUAAUAAAAACAAAAAGAAUAACAAAACAAAAGCCCUCCCCCCCAUCUUUCCCUUCAUCUUCUUUCUCUUUUCCUCCAUCUCCUCUCAUUUCCUCUUCUAUUCACCACUGAUCAUCCCCCGAUUCUCUCUCCACCAUAUAUUUCCAAAAAACAAACACCCCCCCCCCCCCCCCCCCAUCAAAACUUUACAUAAAAGAGGAAAAGAUCGGUACUUAAAAACAUGGUUUUCUCAUCUAUUCCAGUUUAUUCAGAUCACUCCAAUUGGCACCAGGUUCAACAGGGAAGUCUAAAUGAAAAUUCACCACUUCAGCCGCAGCUGCCACCACCCCAAGUGGGCGGUGGAAGUGGCGGCGGCGGCAGCGGCUCGAUAAGACCAGGUUCAAUGGUAGAUCAAGCCCGGCGAGCAAAGGUGCUGCAACCGGAGGCAGGACUAAACUGCCCCCGGUGCGAUUCAACCAACACAAAGUUUUGCUAUUUCAACAACUACAGCCUCACUCAGCCGCGGCACUUCUGCAAGGCAUGUCGCCGGUACUGGACUAGAGGAGGUGCCCUCAGAAACGUGCCGGUCGGUGGGGGCUACCGGAAGAACAAGAGAAGCAAGAGCAACAGUGCUAGCUCCAAGUCUCAAGUCAAUGGACUUAGUAAGUCAACAAGUGUGAGUCCAUCUCCCUCUAGCUGCAGUCAUUUUCCUCAACCAUCACCACAAUUUUCCUUCAUGGCUACUUUACAAGGUCUUGGUCAAUAUGGAGGUGGGAACAUAGGCUCGAAUAUCGCCGGAUUUCAGGCACAGAUGGCGGUGACUAACGGUGGCGGGGAGGCAGAUUUGGGGUUUCAGAUGGGUGGUAAUUCGGGUGGAAGUAGCAAUCUUUUAGUGGGUGGAGUGGAACAGUGGAGAUUGCCUUUCUUGGGUGGUCUUGACCAUCAGCUACCCACAAAUUACCAAACUCCGGUGAAAAUGGAAGACAGCCAAGGGCUUAACUUUUCAAGGCAGUUUAUCGGCGGUUCGGAGUAUUGGAGCACUGGGAAUCAAUGGGCAGAAUUUUCUGGGGUUAAUUCUUCUUCCACCAGCCAAUUGCUGUAAAUCUUGUCCCUUCAUUCAUAUCGGUGGAAGAUCGCCAUGACGCUUCUUUCUAAAUGAAGUUUGAACAAUGGAAAAGAUAGCGAAGUGGUGAAAUAUUCGGGGGUUAAUUUAGUUUGAGGAUUAUAUAAGUUGCAUCGUAUCAUAGUGAGCUGAAGAAGGAAGAACUACUGGUAGAGUUUUCAUGUGCUUUUAAUUACUUAGUUUUCUCCUUUUGUUUUUAUCUUCUUGGAACAUUGUGCUUUCUGGGUUUGCUCUACAUAUACUAAUUGUAUGGAGAUGCAUGUGUGAUUGCCCUUUUGUUAUUUGCUUUUCCGGAGGGGAUAUGAACUGAUUAAUUUCCAUGGAUAAUGUAUUGUGGACUUGAUCAUUAGGAUUUGUUUGCGUCAACA